Brassica napus (rape) is the source of this 1575-nucleotide messenger RNA. RefSeq names its product developmentally-regulated G-protein 3. The record is from RefSeq and is a predicted model, not a curated record. Gene Ontology annotation, biological process: cytoplasmic translation. NCBI's taxonomy places the organism in Eukaryota, Viridiplantae, Streptophyta, Magnoliopsida, Brassicales, Brassicaceae. The coding region runs from base 184 to 1293 and encodes 369 amino acids. The transcript has 11 exons. Gene Ontology annotation, molecular function: GTP binding; GTPase activity. Gene Ontology annotation, cellular component: cytoplasm.
AUGUUGGAUCAGGCCCAGUUCUAGACACUUCGGAGAUAGUUUUCUCAGUGUCGUAGUAAUCAGGAAGAAGCUGGAGAAACGAAAACCCUCGGAUUUCCUCUGAUUCGUGAAUCGUGUUUAAGCUCUUAGCUCGACGCUGCCUCCGUGAGCUCUCUCUCUCUCUGCUCUGCUGUAACUGCAACCAUGUCGACUAUUAUGCAGAAGAUCAAAGAAAUCGAAGAUGAGAUGGCUAGGACUCAGAAGAACAAAGCCACCGCUCAUCAUCUGGGUUUGUUGAAGGCCAAACUUGCCAAGCUAAGAAGAGACCUUCUUGCACCACCUACUAAAGGUGGUGGUGCUGCUGCUGGCGAAGGUUUUGAUGUCACCAAAAGUGGAGAUUCUAGAGUUGGACUUGUUGGUUUUCCUUCCGUUGGAAAAUCCACGCUCUUGAAUAAGCUCACUGGAACGUUUUCCGAGGUUGCUUCUUAUGAGUUCACAACUUUGACAUGCAUUCCCGGUGUUAUUACAUACCGUGGAGCUAAAAUUCAGUUAUUGGAUCUUCCUGGUAUUAUUGAGGGUGCUAAAGACGGAAAAGGUAGAGGACGACAGGUUAUAAGUACUGCUAGGACUUGCAACUGCAUCAUAAUUGUUCUUGAUGCCAUAAAGCCAAUAACUCACAAGCGUCUCAUUGAAAAGGAGCUUGAAGGAUUCGGAAUCAGGUUGAACAAGGAGCCACCUAAUCUGACAUUCAGGAAAAAAGACAAAGGUGGUAUCAAUCUAACGUCUACAGUCACUGCGACCCACCUUGACCUCGACACUGUCAAGGCGAUUUGCAGUGAAUACAGGAUGCACAACGCUGACAUCACUCUGCGCUACGAUGCAACCGCUGAUGACCUCAUCGAUGUUAUCGAGGGCAGUCGGAUCUACAUGCCCUGUAUCUAUGCCGUCAACAAGAUCGAUCAAAUCACUCUCGAGGAACUUGAGAUUUUGGACAAACUUCCUCAUUACUGUCCUAUCAGUGCGCAUCUGGAGUGGAAUCUUGAUGGUCUGCUCGAUAAGAUAUGGGAGUACUUGGAUCUAACUCGAAUCUACACCAAACCAAAGGCAAUGAAUCCGGAUUAUGAUGACCCUGUCAUCUUAUCUUCCAAGAAGAGAACAGUUGAGGACUUCUGCAUCCGGAUUCACAAAGACAUGCUUAAGCAAUUCAAGUACGCUUUAGUAUGGGGUUCGAGUGCAAAGCAUAAGCCACAAAGAGUUGGAAGGGAACACGAGCUCGAGGAUGAGGAUGUUGUUCAGAUCGUUAAAAAGAUAUGAUAUCUCUACACAUGGAAGAAGUGGCUGGAUUGGUUGACAUUAAAAUGGCAAUUUAAAGAUUGUGACAUUGACACGUACGUGGCAACACUUUAGAGUUCGAAGAGUGGAUUAUUUAAGAGAACUUAUUAGAAAAACGAACUCAAUUGCGGUGACUAGGACCAGUGAUCUUUGAUGCACUUCUCGAAUGGUCUAUUCUAUCCUUUAUUUUAUGUGAAACUGAUAAGAGUAUGCUUAUAUCCAUUUGUUUAAGCCCAGAUUAUGGAGGAUCCUUUAGAUAUUCUC